Punica granatum (pomegranate) is the source of this 1490-nucleotide messenger RNA. Lineage: Eukaryota; Viridiplantae; Streptophyta; Magnoliopsida; Myrtales; Lythraceae. The record is from RefSeq and is a predicted model, not a curated record.
AGGAAAAAAAUAACAAGAAAAUGCUUCACAUAGCAAUGUAUCCAUGGUUUGCCUUUGGCCAUCUCACCUCAUUCCUCCACUUAGCCAACAAGCUGGCUCUUAAAGGCCAUAGGAUUUCCUUCUUCUCGCCCUCCAAAUCCUUAUUGAGGCUCGAGCCGUUUAAUCGUCACCCUGAUGGCAUAGCCUUGAUUCCUGUUGCAGUUCCAAAUAUUCACGGCCUCCCUGUUGGCUCCGAGACAACAGCUGAUGUUCCCUUCUCGUUGCGACCGUUAAUCAUGACUGCUAUGGACCUUACGCGGCCUUUCAUUGAAGCUUCCCUUCGUUCCCUCAAGCCAGACUUCGUGUUCUUCGAUUUCGCCCACUGGGUACCGGCUCUUUCUCGUGAACUGGGGAUCAAGUCAAUCCAUUAUUACACGAUUAGUGCUGCCACCGUCGCCUACAUCAUGACAAGAGAGGGCAUCCGCGACCACGAGAGGUGUUUGACGGAGGCUGAUCUUACUGAGCCUCCGGUAGGUUUCCCGACUUCAUCGAUCAAGCUCAGUGCACAUGAAGCUCGGGAAUUGGCUGCAGGGAGUUUGAGAGAAUUCGGGAGUGGGAUUUCACUCCUAGAACGACAAGUGACAUCAUGGAAGGAUUCGGAUGCCAUUGCUUUCAAAAGUUGCAGAGAGAUCGAAGGUUCGUACUGCGAUUAUCUCCAGCUCCAUUUUAACAAGCCAUUACUUCUCGCCGGGCCUGUAAUGCCAGAGCCACCCAAUCGUGACUUGAAAGAAACAUGGGUCCAAUGGUUAAAUAGUUUCGAACCCAGGAGUGUAAUAUUCUGUGCAUUGGGGAGCGAGUGCAUUCUGAAGACGAAUGAAUUUCAAGAAUUGGUUUUAGGCCUGGAGAUCACAAAUAGGCCAUUCCUCGUCGCUCUGAAGCCACCUGCUGGAGCAACGACGGUGGAAUCUGCAUUGCCUUCGGGGUUCCUAGACCGAGUGAAGGACAGGGCAAUUGUUCAUGGGGGCUGGGUUGAACAGAACUUGAUCUUGCAGCAUCCUUCCGUGGGGUUCUUCGUGACCCACUGUGGGUCGGGGUCGCUCUCAGAAGCUAUGAUAAGUGACUGCCAGAUGGUGCUUCUGCCUCAUGCCGGCGACCAGUUCAUCAACGCGAGGGUCAUCGCCGGAAGUCUGAAAGUCGGGGUGGAAGUCGAGAAGUUGGAAGAUGGAUCAUUCACAAGGGAUGGUGUUUGCAAGGCUGUAAGGUGCGUUAUGGAUGAAGACAGCGAGGUGGGAAAUGAGGUGAGGGUUAAUCACAUGAAAUGGAAGGAGUUUCUUCUCAGAGAUGGCCUUGAGGAAUCCUACAUAAAUGAAUUUGUUAAGAGGUUGCACACUCUCUUGGAAUGAUUUUAAUUCUUCCUUACUUGAUAAGUUAGACUUAACGACAUACAUUUCCUCGUGUAAACACGAUAUACCGAUAAAACGAAUCGUACUAUGACUUUCUGUUAAUCUUAA